Messenger RNA from Verruconis gallopava, 1756 nucleotides. RefSeq lists its product as uncharacterized. NCBI's taxonomy places the organism in Eukaryota, Fungi, Ascomycota, Dothideomycetes, Venturiales, Sympoventuriaceae. Gene Ontology annotation, molecular function: hydrolase activity, acting on carbon-nitrogen (but not peptide) bonds. The coding region runs from base 57 to 1364 and encodes 435 amino acids. The record is from RefSeq and is a predicted model, not a curated record. The transcript has a single exon.
CAUUCGUCCAAUUGCUGAAAUCUUGAAACCACUUGACGACCUUCCUCGCCCAAAACAUGUCUGCCAAUACAUGGAAACCGUGGCUACCUGCCCAAGCGUCGAGCGUCCACUUUAAGAAUGCAAGAAUUGUCGACACGCUCAAUGCAAAAAUCAUCGAGGGCCAAGACGUGUUCGUCAGCGGCGGCAAGUUCGUCGCGAGUCUGGCCGCUGAAGAGCUUGACGAUGCUCAGGUUGUUGAUUUAGAAAACAAAUACUUCGUUUGCCCCGGCCUGAUCGACUGCCAUGUGCAUCUGACCGCCAACGCCGGACAGGAGUCGAUGGGAGCUUUGUUCCAGGCGAGCGCGAAUGCCAUUGCGUACCGCACGACGUGGAAUGCAAAGCAGAUGCUCCGCAGAGGCUUCACCACCGUUCGCGACACGGGCGGUGCGGAUCAUGCUCUGCGGCAGGCGAUCGAGGAAGGUCUGGUGCAAGGCCCGCGCCUGUUCAUUGCUGGAAAGGCGCUCAGUCAAACCGGUGGUCACGGUGACCUACGACAAGCGCACCAAGGGUCCGGCUUCAAGUGCUGUGACAGCGUGACACCCGGCUUUGCUCGCGUGUGCGAUGGCGUACCCGCCUGCCUUGAAGCGGCUCGAGAUGAGCUCCGGCAGGGCGCGGAUUGUCUCAAAAUCAUGGUCGGCGGUGGUGUCUCCAGCCCCAGCGACCCGCUCGACGCGUUGCAGUUCACUGCCGAGGAGAUCCAGGCUAUCACGACUUGUGCGAGGCAGAUGGGCAGGAUCGUCACCGCGCACGCGUACACCGUCGCGGCGAUACGGCACGCAAUCGACAACGGAUGCAGGGGAAUCGAACAUGCAAACUUCAUAGACGAAGACACUGCGAAGCUGUGCAGGGACAGAGGCGUCACGGUCACGCCGACACUCAUAACGUACAAGGCCAUGUCGGAGCCGCCGUACGAGCAGUUCUUGCCUCCUGAGGGUAGAGUCAAGAACACUCAAGUGCUUGCCUCGGGGGUCGAUGCCCUUAAGACCUUGGCCGCUACGGGCGUGAACGUAUGCUUCGGCACUGAUCUCCUUGCGGGCAUGCACAGCAGACAGAAUGAGGAAUUUCUGAUCCGAAAGGCCGCUCUGUCGGAUGCUGCCGUUUUGCAGUCGGCAACAAUAAAUGCGGCGAGGUAUCUUGGCGUCGAAAACAUGCUAGGACAGGUCAAAGAGGGUUACACGGCAGACCUCCUUUUGCUGACCUCAGACCCGCUCGAAGAUGUGGGAGCACUUGCAAAGCCGGAGGAGAGCAUAGUGGCUAUCGUCAAGGACGGCCGGGUUGUGUCUUCAAAACUUGAGCAGCUCACGGUUUCGGCAUUAUAUCGAUGAAAUCACGUGCUACAGAGUGGUAUCGCGAAGACGUCGAGCUUUCAACGAGGCGUCAAUAUGUAGGCAACGCUCACAGACUCUCGCGGAACCUGUAGACGAGUGUGUGCGGGAGCGGAUGUGUGCCUCUUGACAAAUUCGCUUCCUUAGCGUGCGCACUUCGGAUCGCUGAGGCGCAAGCAUGGACGUCAUGGAAACUCUGGACCCGCAUCCAGCAUUCCGUCGCGCUCAUGUCAAAUACAAAAGAGCCAACCUCCUGACGAAACAUUUCCUGUGCAGUAUUCGUGGAUAUCCAAAUCUAAGAAAAUGAGGCCUGCACGAUGGUCCGACGUGAUAAAUGUGCCACAAAGGAAAUGGUGGAGACAGAUGCAUCGAUUCUAGAGCUCUAAAAGCCC